This is a messenger RNA of Colossoma macropomum (tambaqui), 4513 nucleotides long. RefSeq names its product interferon regulatory factor 3 (gene irf3). Gene Ontology annotation, cellular component: nucleus. The record is from RefSeq and is a predicted model, not a curated record. The transcript is spliced from 12 exons. Gene Ontology annotation, biological process: regulation of transcription by RNA polymerase II; immune system process. Bases 319 to 1749 code for a protein of 476 amino acids. Lineage: Eukaryota; Metazoa; Chordata; Actinopteri; Characiformes; Serrasalmidae. Gene Ontology annotation, molecular function: DNA-binding transcription factor activity, RNA polymerase II-specific; protein binding; RNA polymerase II cis-regulatory region sequence-specific DNA binding.
CCGGCUAGAUCCGGUGACGUCAAGAUGGGAAAACGAAACUGAGGCGGAGGGAUUUCCCGAGAAAAGCAAUUAGACUGAGAUAUAAACAGAGGCGGUCAGUAACGGAGGACUGAGACUCCGUGGCUGAGCUGAGGGGACUGUAGCUGACCGGGGGUCGUACAGAGAAGGCCGACUUUAGCUGCACUGUUACACACAAAGCUGGCUCGCAGGUCGUGAUUUGACCAUUCGUCUUCAGCGAGGUCGAACUGGAGCUGGUGUGACUACAGUGCUGAGCUUAUUUCAGUCUUGUCCAGUGGCCGUGCUGGUCGGUGAGCCCCAAUGGACCAGAACAAGAACAAGCCGCUCUUCGUCCCCUGGCUGCGGAGGCAGAUCGACAGUAGACAGUACCCUGGAGUUCACUGGCUCAACCAUGAGCACACACUCUUCGCCAUCCCCUGGAAACACGCUCUGAGACAGGACUCCAACAGCGACGACAUCCGCAUAUUCAAGGCAUGGGCCCAGACAAGCGUCGGCUCCGAUGGCAGGAUCCAAGGCGACCCUUCGGUGUGGAAGAGGAAUUUCCGGAGUGCUCUCAGAGCCAGAGGCUUCAAGCUGGAGCUGGACAACAAGAACGAUGCCGCCAACCCUCACAAAGUCUUUAAGUGGCCAGAGGAUGGACAGUCCGGGGAGUCACGAGAAGGAUCACAAGAGUAUGAUAGUGAGAUUCCUGUCUGUGAUGCUCUGUACUUGGCAGAUGAAGAAAUGUUUCCAGGUGGAGUCGCGCCUCCUGAUUUGCUGGAGCAGUGCCUGGUGGGCCUGAACAUUGGCGGAAAUGAGCAAGAGAUUCAAAUGCCUGUUGCUGUGGAUGGUCAGCUCUUCAUGGGGCAGCCAGCAGGGGGAGAUCAGUACUCAGCUGCAGUGGCCGUUCCUGCAGUGGACAGUGCAAUUGGUGAAGUGUUCCCCAUUCAGGAAACCCUCAACAUGGGAUCGUUUUCCCCUGUUGGAGGGGCUGCUGGUAUGGGACACGUUUCCCCCGCUGAAGGCGCGGUGGCUGUCGGCCAGUUUUCUCCACUGGAGGGCGCAUUUGUGGGCACAGAGGAGCCAGUUCUGGGGCAGCCGAUGCCAGUUCAUGACACAGCCCAUAACUCAGGUCCCGGCCAGUUUUCAACACAUUACAAGGUGACUGUUUACUACAAAGGAACCAAAGUGUUGGAGCAGCUGGUGGAGAAUGAUGUGGGUUUCAGGCUGGUUUCUAGGAAAGACCCCAGUUUAAUGGCAGGUGCUCUCCCGGUUCUGGAGCUGCCCGGUAUAGACUCUAUCCUGGACCAGACCCAGGCCAUGUCAACCAGGGAUAUCCUGGUUAAUCUGGGGGGUCUGGAGGUCAGGAAGGAGGGCGGUACAGUGUACAGUCAUCGCUGGGGCGACAGCCGGGUCUACUGGGGUCUGUGUAAACAUGAGCGGGGGGCUGAACCCAGGCCCCUUUCCAAAAACCAGCCUGAGCCCAUCUACUACUUCAAACACUUCUGCUCAGGUUUGAUGGCGUUUAUGGAGAACAAUCGGGCUCCAUCUCCUUCGUACACCCUCUUCUUCUUUCUGGGGCAGAACUGGCCUGACCCCAAAAACAAACCCUGGGAGAAGAAGCUCAUCAUGGUAGAGGUGGUCCUCACCUCGCUGGAGAAGCUGAAGCUGAUGGCCGUGGAGAACGGCGCGUCCUCACUACAGUCUGAUGAGCUGCAGCUUUCUCUGGAGCAGAUGAUGGAAAUGUGCUGAAACGCUUUUAAGAUCAAAAAGCUGGAUAGAGUUAAAUUAUGAAUUAUGCACUUUUUAGAGCUCUUUUAAAGCGAUGGUUCAGCUGGAACUUUUGUCCUCAUCUCAGAUGUGUGCAAAGUUUGCUUCUUUAGUUUUGCGCUGGAGCUACGAGGCUGAUGUAGCUAACGAGUGCUGGAGCCGCCAGUGAGCCUUCCACACACUGCAUGUCUAGAUAAUCACAUAUUUGCUUCAAACCCCAUUGAGAUUUCAUUAAGCUUCUGUCACAGAUGUUCACAAGUCACUUCAUGCGAUUCCAAGUCAAGUCGAGUCUCCGGCGUGCAAGUCUGAGUCGUGUCUCAAGUCUCUGGUGUGCAAGUCCGAGCCAAGUCUGUCACCUUGUAAUCUGUUGGAGCGUCUGACGUGUGAGUCUGAGUUGAGUUUUGAAUCUCUGAGUGUUAAUCCGAUUCAAGUCUUGAGUCUCUUGGGUUGGAGUUUGAGUCAAGUUUUGAGUCUCUGAGGUGAGUCAGAGUUGAGUCUCAAGUGAGUCUGAGUCAGUUCUCGACUAUCUGCAGUUUGAGUCUGAGUCAAGUCCCGAGGCUCUGGGGAUUGAAUCUGAGUUUAAGUCAGUGACGAUUCUCUGGGGUUUGAGUCCGAAUCGAGUCCUGAGUCUCUGAGGUGAGUCAGAGUCGAGUCUCAAGUCACUCAGGUUAGAGUCCGAGUCAGAGUCAAGUCCCGGGGCUCUGGUGUGUGAGUCUGAGUCAAGUUUGAAGGGUCUAGGUCUAAGUCUAGGGCAAUUUUUUGGGGUUCGAGUCUGAAGCAAAUCUCUAGGCUCUGGGGUUUAAGUCUGAGACGAUUCUGUGGGGUUCGAGUCUGAAUCAAGUCUCUAGGCUCUGGGGUUUAAGUCUGAGACGAUUCUUUGGGGUUCGAGUCUGAAUCAAGUCUCUAGGCUCUGGGGUUUAAGUCUGAGACGAUUCUUUGGGGUUCGAGUCUGAAUCAAGUCUCUAGGCUUUGGGGUUUGAGUCUGGGACGAUUCUUUGGGAUUCGAGUCUAGGUCAAGCCUCAAGGGUCUGGGGUUUAAGUCAGUGACGAUUCUCUGGGGUUUGAGUCCAAAUCAAGUCCUGAGUCUCUGAGGUGAGUCAGAGUCGAGUCUCAAGUCACUUAGGUUGGAGUCCGAGUCAAGUCUCGAGGCUCUGUGUUUCAAGUCCACUAGUUUUAAAGAAAUGUGAUCUGUAUCUUACUAAAACUUUUUGCUGAAAACUUCAGCUAGAUUAGCGUUGCCAUAGCUACAAUACUUGCUAUUCAAACUUCAUGAUAGCCAACACUUUUGCCUCGUUUCUUUAGACAACACAUGCUGCAUGUAGCGCUUCGAUCUGGGGGUUUUCUGUAAUGAAAGUCUCUUGAUUUGAAGCCGAAAUUAACCUGACAAGCUGCAUGAGAACAGCGUUGCAGUACUGGCUGCGCCCGACUGCAGCAAACCCGACAGGCGACUUCACACACACAGGAAACGAAGGGUUUUAUUCAUUUACCACAUUAAGGUUGGCGGCUCUACUUUAAUCACUUUCAGGCUGAAAUAUUAUGAGCCUUGAGUCUGAGUCAAGCUGCGAGUCAGUUAGACUCGAGUGCCCAUCUCUGACUUCUGUUACUUGUUAGCUACAUUAGCUUCAUAGCUCCAAAGCUAAAGACACAAACUUCAGACUGGUCGACUGUAUUUGAGGUAACAAACUGUAAAUUCGAUUUAUGGUUGAACCAUCGCUUAAAGUACAAACUGACCUGUGAUCCCUGGGGUGAAAGUGUUCACUUACCUUGUUUACUGAGACGAAUGCCGUGUUUCUGUGGUCAUUUGUCUUCUUUCGAUUAAAUUCUGAGGUGAAAACUUUUCCUAAGUGGACUUUUAGGAGUGUUGUGGUAUAAUAUUGUUAUUUUUAUGGAUGAAAUGGCAGAUUUGGAUGAAAUCGGAGAUGAAAUGGUAUAUAUUCUCAUUACAGGUGUAACUAUAUAUCACUGCUGUCGCAAAACCUCUUAUCUCAAAUUUUGUAGUUUUUCAGUUUUUAACAAAAUUUAAAAGUACCUGUUUCUCUUUACAUUGUAUGUAAAUUUUGUGAUGAACGGACCAAAAGAAACGGCCCAAAAUUACUAGUAAAAAAGUCUGGUUCCAUUGACUUACAUUAAAAGUAAGGUAGGUUUUUUCCUUCUCCUGUAAAGUUACCAUUUUGGAGCUAUGAGGUUUUGUUCCGACAGCGGCGAAAUGAAUUUUUUCAGUAAAUACAUUCCAAAAAUUUCUGUCAACCCACUUAAACCACAUCCAGGCCAAUUAAAAUUCCAGGUUAACAGCUAUUUAUGAAAAAGAAUUAACGUAAGCCGUAAAUGUGUGUCUGUGCGAAGGGGAGUCAGGUUCAGUGGGGAGUUCAGCACAGCACCCUGUUGUCUACAAUGGCUGACCGCUGCAUUGAGCCACACGAGUUUUGUUCAUUUUUAUAGCUCACAGUAAAUCAUACUGUGCUCUAAACCACAUCGACAAGCCUGUGCCACCUUAAUGAAGAGCUGGAUGCGCUUUGAGCUGGUUAAGAGAAAUUUUGUGGGUGUAUUUAAAGAAAAGAUUUGGGUGACUAUUGACUUCUAGUGUUUGUUAGCAACAUUAGCAUCAGAGCUCCAGCGCUAAAGAAGCAAAAUUUGGGCUGAUCGACUACUUUUUUAACGCUCUGUUUACAAAUAAUAGAACUAUGGAAUGCACUUGUAUGUAAUGUAUGUGCUGCACAUCUUCUCAAUAAAAAAGAUAUUUAAAAUU